AUGCCAAGCCUGAAACCGGCACGGCUGCUCACCAGGUCGGCUCGUGACUAUCAUGUCGCUGUGGUGGGCAGUGGCCCAGCGGGCUUUUACACCUCCAAAUAUCUCUUCAAAAAGGCAGGCGACACUCUGAAGAUCGACAUGUUCGAACGCUUGCCGACGCCUUUUGGCCUGGUACGUUUCGGUGUGGCGCCGGACCAUCCGGAAGUGAAGAACGUGAUCAACGACUUCGGAGUCAUCGCACGGAUGCCGAGCUUCCGGUAUUUCGGAAACAUUGAAGUUGGCAGCCAGCCAUCACUGGAAGAUCUUCGGAAGCUCUACGAUGCGGUGGUCUUGUGCACUGGUGCCAGUGGAGAGCGGCUACUGGGAAUUGCGGGGGAAGAGUCCUUCGGUGUGGUCGGAGCACCGGCAUUUGUGAAGUGGUACAAUGGACAUCCAGACUACCAGGAUUUAAAGCUCCCAAGCACUGUGCAUGGUGAAUCUGCUGUCGUCCUGGGUCAAGGAAAUGUAGCAUUGGAUGUGGCUCGUUUGCUCGUACGACCACCCAGAGACCUGGAUGCCACAGACAUGGAACGAGCGGCCGUUAACACGAUCGCCUCCUGGCAGAAGUCGGGACUCCGGACCGUUCACAUCGUCGGCCGACGUGGAUUCGUCCAAGCGGCCUUUACCAACGCCGAGCUCAGGGAGUUGCUCACGUGUUCCGACGAGGUCUUGCCUGUGGUGGAUCCUGAGGAGCUGGCCCUGUGCCGCAACGAAGCCUCCGAAGAAGAGCUGUCCAAAAGUCGCAUGAAGAAGCGAUCUGUCGACAUCCUCGAUAAGACGAUGGCGGCGAACUUCGCGGAGAUGGGAAGCACCAGCAAGCGCAUCCUUCGGGUCCACUUCUUGAGAUCCCCACAGGAGGUCUUGUCCGAAGAUGGUGGCGUCCGCGGGAUUCGUCUGGGUCGGAUGAAGCUUCAAGGGGAGCCAGGGCGACAAGUGGCCGCUCCAACAGAAGAAGCUGCACUUGAGAUUUCUUGCGGCCUCGUGGUGCGAAGUGUGGGCUUCGAUAUCACACCUUUUAAUGGCUUGCCUUUGAAGUCGAACCGAGUCCCCCACACACAGGGCUGUGUCGAGACAUCUUCCGACGGCCUUGGUGGGCUUUAUGUCUCGGGUUGGCUAAAAAGAGGGCCACAAGGGAUCAUCGCGUCGAACAUCGGGGAUGCACAGGAGACGGCAGCACGACUCUGGAACGACCUGCAACAUCAAAGCGCAAAGCCUCCUCGGUCGUCUCCUGACAGCUUCGUGUCUUCUUUGCCGCGUCCUGUCAGCUUCGAAGAUUGGAAGAAGCUGGAAGCCGAAGAACAUCGUUCCGGUCACGAGAUGGGGAAAGCUGCGGCGAAGUUCACUCGUGGCUGCUGCGAAGGAGUGAUCUUCAAAGCGCAGACAGAGGGCUGCUGCCAGGGUCGCAUCUACACCAGAGCUGCACAGAGCUGCUGUGGUGGACGAAGCCUCUACGACAGCGAAACUCAUGGCUGCUGCCUGGAGAAUGGGGCACAGGUCUACCGCUAUGGAAGCUACAACUGCUGUCGCCGGCCCAAGGGCAUCUGCCGCAUUCGCCCAGGCAAAGCCACCUGCUGCAGCUGA
Molecule: messenger RNA, 1620 nt
Organism: Durusdinium trenchii
Lineage: Eukaryota; Dinophyceae; Suessiales; Symbiodiniaceae
Source: the annotation of a GenBank genome assembly